AUGUCAACGACGACACCCACAUUCACAAUCGGAAAAUUGAUCAUAUCGGUCGUGAAUCUCAUCACCCUCAUAGGGCCGUUUCUGGCUGACUGGAACGAAACACACAUCUACAACCCCAACUGGCCACCCCACGCACGCUACCACAAUGGGCAAACAAUGUCCAUAGGCCUCUUCAUCGGCCUAAUAACCUUCUACAUCAUCUACUUCCUCAUCCCAUCUACUCCGUCGCCGAAAGAGCAGAAGCUGCACGUUACGUGGGUGCUGGUGCUGCAGAAUUUGGUCUAUCUGAGUAGUCUGACGGGUAUCUUGUAUCCGGGCGCGGGCUGGAUGGAUCCCCAGUUUGGUGAUGGGAAGCCCCAGCUUUAUGCGUUUCCGGUGGUUGUAGGGCUGGCGUGGUUUGGGUGGUAUGUCGAGACGAGUAGAUUGGGGAGGGUUGCGGCAAAGAGAGUAUGA
Messenger RNA from Macroventuria anomochaeta, 453 nucleotides. RefSeq lists its product as uncharacterized. The transcript has 3 exons. NCBI's taxonomy places the organism in Eukaryota, Fungi, Ascomycota, Dothideomycetes, Pleosporales, Didymellaceae. The coding region runs from base 1 to 453 and encodes 150 amino acids. The record is from RefSeq and is a predicted model, not a curated record.